Thlaspi arvense is the source of this 1008-nucleotide messenger RNA. The record is from the annotation of a GenBank genome assembly. Lineage: Eukaryota; Viridiplantae; Streptophyta; Magnoliopsida; Brassicales; Brassicaceae.
UAAAAACACAAUUCUCGUUUUUUCCACUAUAAAUUCGUGGAAAAGAGAUGUCACAUAUAUCAUUUUGCUUAUAUCAAAAACUAAGAAACAAAAGCACCUCUGAGAUAUCCACAGCUCCAAACCAUGGAGAUCAACAUUGAAGAAAAUCGUCAAUACGAAGAAUCAACGGAAUGGUUCGUAAAAUACCUGGACCGACAAGGCGAUUGGCUAGAGAAAACAAGAGGAAAUCUAAUGGUUGCAGCAACGGUUAUAGCCGCUAUGAGCUUUCAAGUUAUGGUUAAUCCUCCAGGUGGCGUAUGGCAAAGUGAUGAGUGUUCUUUCGGAAAAAAGUGCACGUGGAAAGCCGGAACUUCGGUACUGCAGCACAGGAAGCAUGGACUCUAUGUUCGAAUGGUUAUUAGCAGUACAGUAUCAUUUUCUGCCUCCAUGACUAUCAUUCUCCUCGUCAUCAGCGGUUUACGACUCAGGAACCGGUUCAUAAUGGGAAUCCUGGUAACUUUCAUGCUGGUGGCGGUUAUUUGUAUAUCGGCGGGAUUUAUCUUCGCGGUGGCGUUGGUUAAUUCCGAGGACGAUUACAUUAUUUAUAUAGUAUUGAUUUAUGUGGCAGUCUGGAUUGUGUUUCCUAUUUUAAUAAUCACAAUCCAACUCGUUCGAUUUAUAGGUUGGCUUAUUUGUUUCAUAUGCUGUUGUCGUCCACGUCGACGGCGUUCCCCUCGACGGCUGCCACCAUUGGCUCCAUCUCUUGCGCAUUAACGAAGAGGAGGAAUGAUCAGUGGCUCGAACCCGCGUAUGAAAUAAAUAAAAAAUGGUGAUCACUAGAAGAAAAGUCUCCCAUGUUCAUUAUUAGAAGGUUUAACGUUGUUUGUAUUUGAUGGGUUUGUAUUGUGUAAUUUAACUGCAUCUGUUUUGUUAAUAUUUUUCUGUGUGAAUCGUAAGAAAAACAUCGUGUGAACAAAUAGUUAAGGUGCAAUUUAUAAGCCUCUCUUUUAAACAUAACUAGGUAUAUAA